CGACUGUCAUGACCGGAGGUGUGUUGCUUUUCACAUACGUGGCUGUCUCUCUGAUUAUAACGCUGUAAAAUGUAAAGCACCGAUAACUUUUAAAUCCCUGGAGGUAACGAAGCAGACCGCUAGCCUUUCAGUUAACGUACUGCGGAGCACUCUGUCGCAAAAACGUCAACGGUCUUCCUGCAGCGGUUUACGUUAGUCACUGCAAUGAGGGACCAGACUGCAGUUGUCGUGGUGUUUUUUAUUUGAGUGUGUCUUUACAGACUGACACUCUGACUGUUGGAGGAUGGAUCCUGUAGUGCUGAGCUACCAGGACAGCCUGUUGCGGCGCUCUGACGUCUCCUUACUGGAAGGACCGUACUGGCUCAACGACCAAGUCAUUGGUUUUGCCUUCGAGUACUUUACUUCUGAGCGCUUCAGAGUCUUGGGAGAGACCAUCACCUUCAUCAGCCCGGAGGUCACCCAGUUCAUCAAGUGUGCUUCCUGCCCCAACGAGCUCGCCCUAUUUCUGGAGCCGCUGGAUCUUGCUUCUCGUCACUGGGUCUUCCUCGCCGUCAACGACAACUCCAACCAAACCGCCGGCGGAUCCCACUGGAGCCUUUUGGUCUACCAUCACACCUCCAACCACUUUGCACACUAUGACUCUCAGAACGGCAGCAAUUCCCUGCACGCGCGGCGCAUCGCCAUCAACUUGGAGCCUUUCUUGGGCGCGGGGAGGAAAGCGCUGUUUGUGGAGGAGCCCUGCCCGUCGCAGCAGAACAGCUAUGACUGCGGCAUGUAUGUUAUCUGUAUCGCGGAGGCCUUGUGUGAGAAGGCCAGGGUGGAGGGCUCGCCACGCCUUCCUGUGCAAAUCAUCACCCCGGCCUACAUCACCCAGAAGAGGGCUGAAUGGUGCAGACUGAUCCAGAGUCUAGCUCAGAAUGACCUCUGCUGCGCUCUGUCCUUCCCUUAGCACGCUGAUCGGCCCUUACUAUAUGCAGAACAGCUGUCUACAUAUCUACUGCUGGAGCAUCUGAAUGCACUCCUCCAAUACAGUAUAUAACUAAGUAUAUUUCUAUUACAGUCUCUGUCAUACUCCAUAAAAAUGGAUGCAUUGUUACGAAUCUUUACUGAUACUUGGUGUCAUGUUUAUGCCUUGUAUAUGCACAGCAACAUACAAUAUGUAAACUUGAACACCAGCAUGCCUAUAGAGGAAUUUACUCCCGUGUACAUAUUGAGUGAGGAUGGAGAAUAUGUCAUAUCAGAGAGGAGGCACAGACUUUCUUUUUCUCCAUUGUAUUAGUUCGGGGCGAAUGUAGAAAUGUUUACACAGAUUAUUGCUCAGGGUCAUUUUAAAUGAACUAGAAUUGACGAUAAGAUUGUGAAUCUUAACUUUGGCUCCUACUUUAUGUCACAUAUUCAUUCCGUCUGUUUAACAGGCGUUAUGUCUACGACUACAAACAUUUAAAAAAAAAACUGCUGUAUGAGGGUGAGACGUGUGCUGUGACUGUUUUAUGGGACAAAGGGCAAUGCUGAGUGGUGGAAUGUGUGAUAUGUUCUCACAAAACGCAAACUCAUUGUCUGUUGAUCUAAUAAAUUGUAUUGUCACAUUUUUGUUGACAAAAUGGUAAA
This is a messenger RNA of Sebastes umbrosus (honeycomb rockfish), 1608 nucleotides long. It is a transcript of the gene senp8, whose product is annotated as SUMO peptidase family member, NEDD8 specific. The record is from RefSeq and is a predicted model, not a curated record. The transcript is spliced from 2 exons. The coding region runs from base 284 to 949 and encodes 221 amino acids. Gene Ontology annotation, molecular function: cysteine-type peptidase activity; deNEDDylase activity. Gene Ontology annotation, biological process: proteolysis. Lineage: Eukaryota; Metazoa; Chordata; Actinopteri; Perciformes; Sebastidae.